Messenger RNA from Seriola dumerili (greater amberjack), 1309 nucleotides. It is a transcript of the gene rtraf, whose product is annotated as RNA transcription, translation and transport factor. NCBI's taxonomy places the organism in Eukaryota, Metazoa, Chordata, Actinopteri, Carangiformes, Carangidae. The record is from RefSeq and is a predicted model, not a curated record. The coding region runs from base 93 to 821 and encodes 242 amino acids. Gene Ontology annotation, biological process: tRNA splicing, via endonucleolytic cleavage and ligation. Gene Ontology annotation, cellular component: tRNA-splicing ligase complex. Gene Ontology annotation, molecular function: RNA binding. The transcript is spliced from 8 exons.
AGUGCCACACUGACUGCUAGCAGAAAAAACAGCUAAGAUAGCCAACUGUUAGCCAAAGAUAGCAGCCGUUUGCACUCAAAACACACGUUGAAAUGUUUCGGAGAAAACUGACAGCUCUAGAUUAUCACAACCCCGAUGGAUUUGACUGCAAAGAUGAGACACAGUUCAGGAACUGCAUCGUGUGGCUGGAGGACCAGAAGAUUCGGCACUACAAGAUAGAGGACAGGGGAGACCUGAGGAACAUCCCCAGCUCAGAGUGGCCCAAAGCCUACCAGAAGUACCUGCAGGAUGUCAACUGUCCAUUCGGGGUCCAGGAGAAGCAGGAAGCUGUCGACUGGUUACUGGGCCUGGCUGUUCGCUACGAAUAUGGAGACAAUGUGGAUAAGUAUAAGAUCUGUCAGCCGCUGGCGGCCUCCAGUAAUAGUGACAAAGCAAUUGAUCCUCUGGUCAACCUUGACAGUAGUUCACCAGAUUUCAAAGCAGGAGUGACGGCUCUGUCCAACAUCCUCAAAAUACAGAGGCAUGACGACUACCUGGUUAUGCUCAAGGCCAUUCGUAUUCUGAUCCAGGAGAGACUCUCUCCUGAAGCCAUCACUAAAGCCAGCCAAAACAGAGAGGGUAUUCCAGUAGCUCUAGACAAACACAUCUUGGGUUUCGACACUGGAGACGCGACUCUGAACGAAGCGGCUCAGAUCCUGCGCCUGCUGCACAUCGAGGAGCUGAGGGAGCUGCAGACCAAGAUCAACGAGGCCAUCGUAGCCGUUCAGGCCAUCAUAGCCGACCCCAAGACAGACCACAGGCUGGGCAAGGUCGGCAGAUGAGAGCGAGGAUGAAGAACGAGGAAGGGCGGGACUGAAGGAGGAGUUUUAAUUUGAUUUUGAACAGAAAAGCCCUUUUUUUUUUUUUGAGGUGGACAGAAAUGAGUUUGUGUUUUCCGUUGUUGUGUGACAUCACAGAUCAGAUUGGGAAUUUGAAGCGAAUGCUUUUCAGACGCUGUCUUUCGUUUUUGUACAGAAACAAGUUUACACCAAAACACACAAUGCAGUAAUUGCUGCACAGUUAGCAUUGAUAUACUCAUACCUAGUAAUAUGUCGAGUCAUUCAUUUCUUCAGAGACUGAGGUCGAACCUUCUGAUCAUCUCCUGGCUGCCAUAAUCUCUCCCUCAGUAGAAACCUCAGAGAAGCUUCUGAAAGAUUCAAACUGACACGUUUUAUUUGUAUCUUUUGUUUCCAGAGAAGAAGAAAACGGUUAUUUUGAAAUGAUUUACACUGACGCUGUGUGGAAAAAUCUAUAAAUACAGCUGAACAGA